CAGCAGCUCAGUAACGAGCCGCAGCGGCCGCAGCCGGACCCAGCCGAGCCGCGCAGGGCCGCGCCGGGCCGGGCAGGGCAGGGCGCGGCGCAGCCGAGCGGAGCGGCGGCCGGCCGGGGGAGCGAGCCGCCCCCUCCUCCCCGCAGGGUGCCCGGCGGGCCGGCGCUCCGCCUGGACCAUGCCGAUCCUCCUCUUCCUCAUAGACACGUCCGCCUCCAUGAACCAGCGGGCGUAUCUGGGCACCAGCUACCUGGACAUCGCCAAGGGCGCCGUGGAGAUCUUCAUGAAGCUGCGGGCCCGGGACCCGGCCAGCCGCGGCGACAGGUACAUGCUGGUCACCUUCGACGAGCCGCCCUACUGCAUCAAGGCUGGGUGGAAAGAAAACCACGCAACGUUUAUGAAUGAACUGAAAAAUCUGCAGGCAUCAGGACUAACAACUCUUGGUCAGGCACUCAGAUCUUCAUUUGAUUUGUUAAAUCUCAAUAGAUUAGUGUCUGGAAUAGACAACUAUGGACAGGGAAGGAAUCCAUUCUUUUUGGAGCCGUCUAUUUUGAUUACCAUCACAGAUGGAAACAAACUGACAAAUACAGCUGGAGUUCAAGAGGAGCUUCAUCUUCCUUUGAAUUCUCCUUUGCCUGGAAGUGAACUAACCAAAGAACCAUUUCGUUGGGAUCAAAGACUGUUUGCUCUAGUGCUGCGUUUGCCCGGAGCUGCAUCUGCUGAACCAGAGCAGCUUGGGAGUGUGCCUACUGAUGAAUCUGCUAUCACACAGAUGUGUGAAGUUACAGGAGGUCGUUCCUACUGUGUUCGGACACAAAGAAUGUUGAAUCAAUGUUUAGAAUCUCUAGUUCAGAAAGUCCAAAGCGGAGUUGUUAUUAACUUUGAAAAAUCAGGACCAGAUCCAGCUCCUGUUGGAGAAGAUGGACUUGUUGAUUCAUCCAGACCCAUCAAUUCAUUUGCUUCUCAACCGUGGCAUAGUUGUCAUAAGCUCAUUUAUGUACGGCCUAACCCUAAAACUGGUGUUCCUGUUGGGCAUUGGCCAAUCCCAGAAUCUUUUUGGCCCGAUCAGAAUUCACCAACACUGCCUCCACGCACAGCUCACCCUGUUGUGAGAUUCUCCUGUGUUGAUUGUGAGCCAAUGGUAAUAGACAAGCUUCCUUUUGACAAGUAUGAGCUUGAGCCUUCGCCCUUAACACAGUACAUCUUGGAACGAAAGUCUCCCCAUACCUGCUGGCAGGUAUUUGUGAGUAGCAGUGGAAAAUACAGUGAACUUGGCCAUCCAUUUGGGUAUUUAAAAGCAAGCACUACUCUAACCUGUGUAAACCUCUUUGUGAUGCCUUACAACUAUCCUGUUUUACUUCCAUUGUUAGAUGACUUGUUUAAGGUUCACAAACUUAAGCCAAAUCUGAAGUGGCGACAGGCUUUUGACAACUACUUAAAAACAAUGCCUCCUUACUACUUACUGCCAUUAAAGAAAGCCCUAAGGAUGAUGGGAGCUCCAAAUCUGAUAUCAGAUAAUUUAGAUUGUGGACUUAGUUACAGUGUUAUCUCUUACCUUAAAAAACUCAGCCAACAGACAAAAAUAGAGUCGGAACGAAUAAUAGGUUCAGUGGGUAAGAAAGUUCCACAAGAAAUUGGAAUAAAAGUGAAAAAUCACUCCAGUGGCCUCUCCUUGGUACACAGUAGGGAUUUUAAGCAACUGCUGCAAGGGAUCACUGGGGAAUCUCCACUGAGACUGGCGGAAAUGAACGUUAAAGAAUUUGCUGGCUUCCACAUAGGACUCUUAAACAAGGAUUUGAAGCCACAGGCAUUCAGAAAUGCAUAUGAUAUUCCUCGUCGCAGUCUUCUAGAUCAGCUAACUAGGAUGAGAACCAAUCUUCUGAAAACACACAGGCAUAUCGUGGGGCAGGAUGAAGACUGCCUUCACAGCGUUCCUGUUGCUCAAAUGGGAAAUUACCAGGAGUACUUGAAAAUGAUGCCUUCACCCCUUCGGGAGAUUGAUCCAGAUCAACCAAAAAGGCUUCAUACUUUUGGCAAUCCAUUCAAACAGGAUAAGAAGGGUAUGAUGAUAGAUGAAGCAGAUGAAUUUGUUGCUGGGCCUCAGAAUAAGAUCAAGCGUCCUGGAGAGCCCAAUACUCCAGCAUCACUAAAGAGAAGGCGUAGCAUGUCCCCACUGUUGCGACGGCCACAGUCACCACCUGUUGUGACAAACCAUGUUGGUGGGAAAGGGCCACCCUGUGCUGCUGGGUCUCCAUCGUAUCUGAACCUCAAAGGCAUGCCAACAAAUAAAGACACUGGUAACAGUAUUGUCCAGGAUGGUAAUGGAGAGAAGAAAGCAGAAAAUUGUCAGUUGCUGGAAAAGCAAAUUGAUGGCUUGUCUGUGCAAAUGGCUUCUUCGGUUCCAGCUGUUAUGGGAGAAGACGAAAUGUUACCCAAUGACUUAGACUCUCUACCCGUUGAGUUCAAUUGCUUAAAUGAAGAUGGCUUGGAUCACAAACCUGGUACCAAUGCACUUGUUCGAGGGCCUCUAAAUUACAGUGUGGCCGGAGAUGACCAAAAACGGGUGAUGGAGUCUACUUCUGAAUCUGUGCCAAAUUCAUUUAAAAUAACACCUACGAUGUUGGAGGGAAGCAACGCUGAUAUCAAAAUUAGAGUGAUGAAGGAGGUUCGCAAACCUGGAAGAAAUUAUGAAAAAAUCUUCUCUCUUCUUGAGGAGGUACAAGGACCUAUGGAAAUUCAGAAGUAUUUCAUUGAAUUUGCUAUAAAGGAAGCAGCAAGGUUUAAAAAACGUGUCUUAAUACAACACUUAGAGAGAAUACUAGAGGAACUAGAGUUCAACAGCCUACCCAACAGAGUUAAUCAUGUCAACAGUAGAUAAUAGUGUACCAGCCAGACGAAUACGGACCAGGAAUGAGUUUGCUGUGCCACAGAAGAGUGGAAGAGGAUGUAGCUGUUGCCCUCACCAUCUUGGCAGUCAAGUGAUUUUACUGUCAGAGUCUGAGAAGAAGCAGUGGAGCUUUAACUUUACGAACCUCUAUCGGCAGAAGCUGGGCUAUAACCUUAAGGAUUUGCUAUGAAAGGUGUGGCUUUUUUCCUGUGGAGGGUGCUAUUUGCUCAACAGGCUGAAGAAAAUAACCAUUGCUGCCCCUCCUGCAGGUGAUGAGAAUUUACUCAUUUGAACACUGUCAUUAGACAUUUUACGUGCUAUAGGCAGCAGAUUGCACUAAAAUGGGGCACUGUCAAAUGCACACACUGUCUGCAUCGUGGAGAGAUCCCGUGUGUUCCCCCCCCAAAAAAAAACCUCCCAGAAACACCUGCACUGGUAAUAUUGCAUGUUGCCACCACAGAGACAAGGGUCUUGUUCCCGAGAACUGCUAGCCAUGCCUUUAAACUUGAGAUUCAGUGUAGAUUGAGAGUAAAGAAACUGCUAUUGUGUUAAUGAAAGCUAAAGACAGCCCUGUGACUGUUACCACCUGAUGGUCACUAAACAAUCUACCUCAGACUCUCUUCUGUUUUGUCUGCAGACAUUAUGAAAGUGCACCUGAGGCUUCCCAGGUCCCCGACUUCAGUUCUCUUUCAUCCUGUGAGGAGGACGGAGAUUCUUCAGGUGGCCUUGGCACACGCUGUGCUUUGGAAGCACUAAAAGGAAACGCUUUUAAAAACGUGUAUUUUAAUGUUCAUACAAAAGAGAUUAUUUUGAACAGUAUUGUUACCAGAUCACUAAUUUGAUAUUUUAACUGUAUAAAAUUUUUGGAACAUAUGUAUAUAUAAAAUAAACCAUUUUAUUAAUUUUUAAUAAGUGCUAAUCUGAGGAGUCUGUAGCGGGCAGCGUUGAAUUCCUCGACUUGUCUGUUACCAACAGACUGCUAAUAUUUUUUGUGAAACCAGUCUGCACACCCUCAAACUCCGCUUAUGGUAAUAGCUGCAGAAUGUGUUUGUACUCACCUCCCAAUAGCAUGUACCCUGGAGCCACCUGCCCCAUCAGUCAGCUCAGCCUGUGCA
Messenger RNA from Cygnus atratus (black swan), 4002 nucleotides. RefSeq names its product integrator complex subunit 6-like. The transcript is spliced from 18 exons. The record is from RefSeq and is a predicted model, not a curated record. NCBI's taxonomy places the organism in Eukaryota, Metazoa, Chordata, Aves, Anseriformes, Anatidae. Gene Ontology annotation, cellular component: integrator complex. Gene Ontology annotation, biological process: snRNA 3'-end processing. The coding region runs from base 179 to 2878 and encodes 899 amino acids.